Cajanus cajan (pigeon pea) is the source of this 1866-nucleotide messenger RNA. Its product is annotated as actin-related protein 4. Lineage: Eukaryota; Viridiplantae; Streptophyta; Magnoliopsida; Fabales; Fabaceae. The record is from RefSeq and is a predicted model, not a curated record.
AACGAUGGAACCUUUGUGAUUUUUAUUUUACAUUUGUGGGUUUAUCCAAGUAUCGUAGCCCCUGCCAUACCCUAAUUUUCUUUCUUCAAAUCGCGCGCGCUCCUCACUUCGACUUUCCCCCUCCGACAAUCUCGCCGCCAAUUCCCGCCGCGGCUCUCCUCGUCGCCGCCGCUUCUCUCUCUCUCCUGAAACCCUAGAGAGAGAAAAUUCGAACUCCUGAAAUUCAAAAACCCUAAUUCUCUUGUCGCCUUCUUAGCAUAGUCACAGCCAUGUAUGGCGGUGAUGAAGUAUCAGCAAUAGUAAUUGACUUGGGUUCACACACGUGUAAAGCUGGUUAUGCCGGUGAAGAUGCUCCCAAGGCGGUGUUUCCUUCUGUUGUUGGAGCAAUUGAUCAAAUGGAUGUUGAUGAAGCAGAUAAUGGUGAAAAGAAUUCCGCCUCUGCUGCGGAAUCAAAGAAUAAUCUUAAAAAUGAUGAUUCUGACAAGGCCAAGGGACCGAGGAAAUUGUAUGUAGGAUCCCAGUCCUUGGGGUACCGUAGAGACCAUAUGGAGGUGCUGUCUCCGUUUAAGGAUGGAAUUGUUGCUGACUGGGAUAUUGUUGACAGCAUAUGGGAUCAUGCCUUCAGGGAGUGCCUAUUGAUUGAUCCUAAAGAGCAUCCUAUGCUCCUUGCAGAGCCUUCUUCUAACACUCAACAACAGAGAGAAAGGACAGCAGAGCUUAUGUUUGAGAAGUACAAAGCACCUGCAUUAUUUUUGGCAAAGAACGCUGUUCUGACUUCUUUUGCAUCAGGGCGUGCAACGUCAUUAGUUGUUGAUGGUGGUGGAGGAUCAAUAACAGUUGCACCAGUACAUGAUGGUUAUGUUCUUCAAAAGGGUGUGGCAACCUCUCCAAUUGGAGGAGAGUUUCUUACAGACUGCUUGAUGAAAAGCUUGGAAAGCAAGAGUAUUAUGAUAAAACCACGGUAUUCCUUUAGGAGAAAGGAAAUACGCCCGGGAGAGUUUCAGACCGUAGAUCUUGAUUUUCCAAAUACAACCGAAAGCUACAAACUCUACUCCCAGAGAGUGAUUGCUAGUGAUAUCAAGGAAUCUGUGUGCCGUGCUCCAGAUACUCCAUAUGAUGAGAGUGCAUAUUCAAACAUCCCAAUGACCUCAUAUGAGCUUCCUGAUGGCCAGACUAUUGAAAUUGGGGCUGACAGAUUCAAGAUUCCAGAUAUUCUUUUCAAUCCGUCCCUGGUUCAGUCAAUUCCUGGCAUGGAGAGCUUUGCAGAAAUUGCUCCUUCAGUUCGUGGCCUGCCCCAAAUGGUCAUUGAAAGCAUUAGUAAAUGUGAUGUAGACAUUCGAAGAGAAUUGUUUAGUAGUAUACUGCUUGCUGGUGGUACAGCUUCGAUGCAACAACUAAAGGAACGCCUUGAGAAAGACUUGCUAGAGGAAUCCCCUCAAGCUGCCAGAGUAAAAGUAUUGGCCAGCGGGAAUGCUACUGAAAGAAGGUUUAGUGUUUGGAUAGGGGGUAGCAUAUUGGCAUCUCUUGGCUCCUUCCAGCAGAUGUGGUUCUCCAAAUCUGAGUAUGAAGAGCAUGGAGCUUCUUAUAUCCAAAGGAAGUGUCCAUGAGUUGCUGUUGGUUCAAGUUUAAUUUACUGCCAUUGAUUAUCUUGGUGGCUUCAGGAAGUCCUGUGAACGCUGAAGAGUCAUUGUCUACUGAUGGAUUCUUUCCUAUUAAUGGCCAUUUCCAUUAGAUCCCAUUCUAACUACAACAUUAUUAGCCUCAAGAUGCAUCUGAGUUCAGCUAUAACUAAUUUGUAAUGAUGUAAAGUGUGCCUAGUGUCUGUAACAAUGCUCAAUUUAUCAAAUUACAUUUCUCUUCUGUGUA